Molecule: messenger RNA, 4015 nt
Organism: Erinaceus europaeus (western European hedgehog)
Lineage: Eukaryota; Metazoa; Chordata; Mammalia; Eulipotyphla; Erinaceidae
Gene: JPH2
Product: junctophilin 2
Exons: 6
Coding region: 492-2495 (667 amino acids)
Cellular component (GO): plasma membrane; endoplasmic reticulum membrane; sarcoplasmic reticulum
Source: RefSeq, a predicted model, not a curated record
GAGGGACAGCCCCACAUAUCCACUGGGUGACAGAGAAGGGGGCCAGCGGGCUUUAGGAAUUCAGCCUCUGAUCGGACCCCACCAAGGGGGGAGGACUUCCCCUCUUUGAAAUGAACUAGGCACCCCCUUUCCCUGUGCUUCUUAAAGGGAUCACAGCCCUCUCCCUGUGAUUCCGUGGAAGCCAGACUUGGGACGAUGCUUGGUGGAGACUUUGAAUCUCUCCUUCCCUCCUCCCUCCCAUCUGGCCACCCUUCUCUGGCCCCACUGAGUGGGAGCCCCCAGGCAUGGCACUGAGCAGCCCACCCAGUGCUCACCUGGCUUUUGGGCUCUGCCAAUCUUUGGUGGCAUCCUGUGUCCCCUGCCCUGGGGAGCAGAAGUGAGUCUGGGGGCCCAGCCCUUAGUGUGCUUGGUUUGGAGAGUGUCGCUGGCACUAGCCACGACCCACUCCCCCCAAACUGGAGGACGGUGAGGCCGUGGGAAGCUACGAUGAGAUGAGCGGGGGCCGCUUUGAUUUUGAUGAUGGUGGGGCAUACUGCGGGGGCUGGGAAGGAGGCAAGGCCCACGGGCAUGGACUGUGCACCGGCCCCAAGGGCCAGGGUGAAUACUCGGGCUCCUGGAACUUCGGCUUUGAAGUGGCCGGCGUCUAUACCUGGCCCAGUGGAAACACCUUCGAAGGAUACUGGAGCCAGGGCAAACGGCAUGGGCUGGGCAUAGAGACCAAGGGACGUUGGCUCUACAAGGGUGAGUGGACGCAUGGCUUCAAGGGGCGCUAUGGAACCCGGCAGAGCAGCAGUAGUGGCGCCAAGUACGAGGGCACUUGGAACAACGGCCUGCAGGAUGGCUAUGGCACAGAGACCUAUGCUGAUGGAGGGACGUACCAAGGCCAGUUCACCAACGGCAUGCGCCACGGCUACGGCGUGCGGCAGAGCGUGCCCUACGGGAUGGCCGUGGUGGUGCGCUCGCCCCUGCGCACGUCGCUGUCGUCCCUGCGCAGCGAGCACAGCAACGGCACGGUGGCCCCGGACUCGCCCGCCUCGCCCGCCUCGCCCGCCGACGGCCCGGCGCUGCUCUCUCCCAGCAUCCCGCGCGGCGGCUUCGCGCUCAGCUUGCUGGCCAAUGCGGAGGCGGCGCGCGCCCCGGGCCCGGGCGGCCUGUUCCAGCGGGGGGCGCUGCUCGGCCGGCUGCGGCGCUCCGAGUCGCGCGCGUCCCUGGGCAGCCAGCGCAGCCGCGUGAGCUUCCUCAAGAGCGACCUGAGCUCGGGCGCCAGCGACGCCGCGUCCACCGCCAGCCUGGGCGAGGGCGCCGACGACGCCGCCGCGCCCUUCGAGGCCGACAUCGACGCCACCACCACGGAGACCUACAUGGGCGAGUGGAAGAACGACAAGCGCUCGGGCUUCGGCGUGAGCGAGCGCUCCAGCGGCCUGCGCUACGAAGGCGAGUGGCUGGACAACCUGCGCCACGGCUACGGCUGCACCACGCUGCCCGACGGCCGCCGCGAGGAGGGCAAGUACCGCCACAACGUGCUGAUCAAGAGCGCCAAGCGCCGCGUGCUGCCGCUCAAGAGCGGCCGCGUCCGCCAGAAGGUGGAGCACGGCGUGGAGGGCGCCCAGCGCGCCGCCGCCAUCGCGCGCCAGAAGGCGGAGAUCGCGGCCUCCAGGACAAGCCACGCCAAGGCCAAAGCUGAGGCUGCAGAACAGGCUGCCCUGGCUGCCAACCAGGAGUCCAACAUCGCCAGAACGUUGGCCCGGGAGUUGGCCCCUGACUUCUACCAGCCAGGUCCCGAGUAUCAGAAGCGCCGGCUGCUGCAGGAGAUCCUGGAGAACUCGGAGAGUCUGCUGGAGCCUCCGGAUCGCGGCUCGGGCCCCGCCGGGUUCCCCCGAGAGAGCCCGCAGCUGCACGAGCGCGAGCCCCCCGCGCCCGAGGGGGCGGCCCCUUCGCCAACCCGGACACCCCCGCAGCCCCAGCGGCCGCGCCCCGAGGACGAGCUGCUGAGCCCGGGCGCCUGGAACGGGGAGCCAGGCGGCGAGGGCGCCCCCUCCCCCGACCGGCCGCUCCCCCCGGCCCAGGGCCGCCGCAGCCCUGAGCACAUGGCUAUCGAGGCGCUGCAGCCGCCGCCGCCGCCGCCGCCCGCGCAGGAGCCCGAGGUGGCUCUGUACCGCGGCUACCACAGUUAUGCUGUGCGCACUGCGCCGCCCGCGCCGCCGCCGGAGGACGAGCCCGAGCCCCCCGCAGCCCCCGCACCCUCUACGCCCCCCGCGCCCCCUGUGGCCGCCUCCCCCGCCAAGCUGGAGCCCAGACCCAUCGUACCCAAGGCCAAGGCCCGCAAGACGGAGGCCCGUGGGCUGGCCAAGGCCGGGGCCAAGAAGAAGGCGCGGAAGGACGCGGCGCCCCUGGCGGAGGCGGAGGUGGAGGAGGUACCCAACACCGUCCUCAUCUGCAUGGUGAUCCUGCUGAACAUCGGCCUGGCCAUCCUCUUCGUUCACCUCCUGACCUGACCCUUGUCCACCAGAGCCUGCUGAGGCCAUGAGGACCCAUCCUUCUGCAGCACCAGGCAGGGAGGCCGAGGACUGGACUUAAGCCUGGAGCUUUGGGGUCCAGCUCACACCCACACUGCAAGUGCUAGGACGCCUCCCUGGGUGCCUGAGCUGGGUGGCUGUGCCAGCAGGUGCCCAGAGGAGUUAAGUGAGCUGGGAGUCCUCCCAGAACAUCCCCAAGGAAGAACUCGGGUCUCUCCAUCUCCCUCAUCUGCUCCCAGCCCUCCCCCUCUGCACUGCCAACUCCCACCUAGCUCACUGCUGCCCUGGACUUUGGCCUGUACUGAUUUACCAGGAGACAAGUGUUCAGUCCCACCUCCCAUCGCUCCUCCCCCACUUCACUUUAACCUCCAGCUGCUGGGCCGAGCCCCCUCCCCUACCCCGAAUAUAAUCGAGGAAGUGAUGCCUUCAGAUGGCAAGAAGCCCUUUCUUAGUCGGCCGUGACCCCCCACAGGCCUGCUUCCUGCUUGCAGAUGUUCUGGAUGCCACUAGCAGGAAUGGACAGAUGUGCUUAGCCUGUCUCCUCUGUGGUUCAGCUGGUUUCCCUCCUGGACCCGCAGAGCAGGGGGAGGCAGCAGGGAUUGGCACCCUGGCUGCGUGGCCACUGUUUGGUGACCAGGGAGUCACGGCAGGCAGAAAGGCUAAGAGGCUGCCAUGAUGAACCCUGUCUGCAUUUUGGGCUCUCAGUGUGGUUAGGGUGCUAAGCGCCAGCCUGCAGGAACCCUGGGGCUUUGAGGAACAUGAGCAUAAAGGCAGUUCUCCAAUGGAGCUAAGAACAAACUCUUGUCAACAAGCGUUUCCCAGGGAUGGAGGAGCUGUUUAGGGGUGCCCCCUAGUAUGCAGCCUGCGCCACUCUAAGCACCCCCCCCCCCCCCCGCUUGCUUGGUAGAAGACGGUGUUUGCAUGUGGCUCACUGACAGAUGUUUUGCACCAAAUGAGGUCUCUCCACUCCUGUGCUGCUGGGAGUGAGUGGAGACUGGAGCAUGUGGCUGCCUGUCCCUGGGAGGGUGGAAAACAGCCAAGGGAGGAGGUCGUGACGGCCUCUGAACAGUGGUGUGGGGCGACUGGCCCCUGCCUUUUGGACCUGGGGGAGCUUUGGCAUCACAGCCUGAAGUUUGCUUGCUGUAGAAUCAGCUUUCCCUUGCUCCUUUGACCUUUGGAAACCUUCCUUCCAGCUCCACGGCUGUCUCCUGCAUUGGGCUUUGUUGGAGUCUCAGGCUGCAUUUCCGCGGCACCUAUGGACUCAUCCGGCCAGUGCUGUAACUCUGCAUUUAUGUUUGGGUUUUUCUGGAUUUCCAGGAAUGUCUCAUUCCUGGGAAUGAGGUGGCAGGGAGCACAGCCUUGAGCCUGGUUCCAUUGUCCAGGUAUUUUGGUUGUGCUAUGGGCCGGAGCUCCCUGCUCUCAUUUGGGGGCUAGGGUUUGGGCUGAGGGUUUGGGAUGCUACAGUCUGUGCAAUAAUAAACCUGUGUCUGCUGACAGGC